AAUCCGCCCAAUGUGGGUGCACCCUUUAUAUUGACCAAAAAAUGUUCGUUUUUUGCUGAUACAUACCUCCUUACUUCCUGGUUUGCCGGUGAUCCUGUAAAAGAUGAAGACUGCCGAGGAGAGGAUAAUUGAGAGGAUCAACAAGGAGAUUGGGAGUGACAUAAAGAACCUCCAUAAAUCCCGGUUUUUAGUGAAAGAAUACGAAGAAAGUCUUCAAAACAUUCGAGCAAAGAUCUCCCUGGAGAAUCCAUUGGUAAACUCCGUGAUAAAGGCAGCAAUUUGCAAUGCCCAGGAUGCUUCUGAGAGGCUGGAAAGGCAAACGGAAAAGGUCGAUGCCUUUGCGGAAUCACUGAAUGAAAAGCUAGACUUCAGGACGUCGAUUGUGGCUGGUAUUGAGGAUAGUUUGGAGAAGAUUGGUGGCCUUGAGCAUCUCAUUGAGUACUUUAAGAUUUUGCGGGAUAUUCAGGAGAUAAGUCAGGAGCUGAAAGCUUCUGUGGGGGGUCGUGAUGAGGGGAAAAUUGUUGGAUUCUAUUUGGCACUGUGUGGCGAGAGGGAAUCCUCGAAUAGUGUCAUUGGGAGGCUUCAGCAUGUUGAGGCGCCUCACUUGAAGACCUACGCCAAUCAGACAGCCAGCUACUGGCAUGAUAUUCUACUCGAUAAAUUCUCCAAGGAUUUCGAGGGUCUCCUCAAGACAAUCCGAUGGCCAUACUUGGGCCAUGCUUCGGAAGUGCUGAAUCCCUCAAAGGAUGCCAUGAAUAAGCUGGGUAUCCUUGCUGAAUAUCUCUUCCUCAUUAAACCUCCCGGAGAUCCAAGUUCCGAACAUGUGGUGCUCUCUCCCGGGGUAACAUGUCCCCCAAUUAGUCAUCCCACAGAGCUCCUCAUUAAGCCCUUCCGGCAGCGUUUUCAGUUUCAUUUCACCGGCACAAAGCAGACAAAUCGCCUUGACAAACCCGAAUGGUACUUGACGCAGAUCAUCAAUUGGGCCAAGGAUAAUCACCUCUUUGUGGGUGAGAACUUCCAAGUUUCCGCAUCCCGAGCAGGUCUGGCGGAUUUCAAUGUUCGUCUUGAGUUUGUUCGAGGCCUCGUGCAGCUGGCAAUGGAGAAGCUUUGCGAAGAAAUUGAGCAAAUAGCUCAGGAUGAGCAUCUCUUUGCACACCUGCUGGAUGAAGUGCUCUCCUUUGAGCAAGACAUCAAAGAGACUUUCAACUACCCAAAUGCCUUUCCAAGUGCAAUUACAGUCCUCACUCAGGCGCAAUACAUCGUAAAGUGGCUCAACAUUGAAAGGGGAUUUACAACAAAUAAAAUGGAUGCAAUCAUGACGGGAGACUCUCCAUGGGAAUUCAUUGAGCCCUCUAACUUUGAAGAGUUGAAAAUUCCAAAGUGUGUCGAUCAAUUCCUUCAUCUUCUGGACGCUAUCCGGGAGCGAUACAGGAACUUAUCACAGCCGGGACAUCAAUUGCAAUUCCUGCAGCUCCAAUUGGAACUGAUUGAUAACUUCCGACGACGGUUGGUGCAGCUGCACAACACCAACAUUGGCUACACAAAAAUCCUCAAUGCAAUCAACUAUCUCACAUCUGUUUUGCGUGAAUGGGGCGAAAAUGUUCACUACUUGCACCUCCAUGCUGCCCUUGUGGGCCCCGAUGCGGUGGAAAUUAGCUCGGUGUUCGAGAAGCCCGUUGAGGAGCUCGAGCACUGGCAGAGGAAGCUCGUGAAGGAACUUGCGGGGAAGGUUGUGGAUGACAUAAAGGCAAAAUCAAUGCCAUAUCGUCAUGAUUUGUGGGUCACGAUGCCCGAACAGAAUGCCAAGGAACCUUUCAUUCUCAGCGUAACUGCUGGAGAGAUGUUCCACAUUAUGAUGCAGGUGCUGCAUAAUCUCGAGACGGAGCUGUCUGCGAAUAUUUUUGGGAUUGUCUUGCGUCUCAUUGCGCACCAACUGGAUGAUUUCUUCUUGGACAGCAUGAUUAUGAAUACGAAAUUUUCAACGGGGGGUGCAGCACAAUUCCAAUUUGACAUGACACGCAACCUUUUCCCACUCUUCGGGCAGUACGUCCGGAAGCCAGAGUUACAAUUUAAGAGGUGCGUCAUGAGGAGGCCAAAGACAUCCCAUUUAAUUGUUUUAUCUGAAAAUUCUCUUCUUCUUUUCGUAGUAUUGCUGAUUCAUGUAUUCUACUUAAUCUCCCAAGGGGCUCAGCAAUACUCCUGCAUGAAACACUCCGGGAUGCCAGUACGCUUGAAUCACACAGAAAUUCCCUUAGAGAAGUUAAAGUGGCCAAUCUCAUGCCACCUGUUGCCCUCGAUGUGUUGGAGCGAAGGACAGAUAUUUGCUUUUGAGCCUUUUGCAAGAAGUUCUUUUCUUUUCUAAUGAGCUCCUAAAUGGUAAUUGGGUUCAAUUUACAUGCAACAAACAGUAAAUUAUUGCUUUUUUCAAUGUUAUUGUUAGUAUAUCGUUAUUAAAAUGAAUUUGUAGUAAACAGUGGUGGUCGUACGAAAACGCAUCAACUACGAAA
Lutzomyia longipalpis is the source of this 2507-nucleotide messenger RNA. RefSeq names its product RINT1-like protein (gene Rint1). The transcript has 6 exons. Bases 104 to 2362 code for a protein of 752 amino acids. Gene Ontology annotation, cellular component: Dsl1/NZR complex. Gene Ontology annotation, biological process: endoplasmic reticulum to Golgi vesicle-mediated transport; regulation of ER to Golgi vesicle-mediated transport; retrograde vesicle-mediated transport, Golgi to endoplasmic reticulum. Lineage: Eukaryota; Metazoa; Arthropoda; Insecta; Diptera; Psychodidae. The record is from RefSeq and is a predicted model, not a curated record.